AUGAAGGAUAGAGAGUCUGUGAGCAACCAUGUUUUGAGAAUGCAACGAUACGUGGAUAGGCUUAUCAAGCUCAAUGUGAAUUUUGACGAAGAGCUAGCUAUCGACAUAGUGUUGAACUCUUUGCCAAGUUGUUAUGAUCGGUUCAUCUUGACCUAUCAUUUGAACAACAACAACGAAACUACUUUGUCACAAUUGCACAACCUCCUUCGAAAAGCUGAAGCAAGAAUGAAGGGAAAAGGUAUUGCCUCACCUACAAGUGUACUUGUUCUGGCCAUAGGGCAAGGGAAAGAGAAGAAGAGGAAAUGUCCUCCCAAACAAAAUUGGAAGGGAAAGUCCCAAGUUGGGUCGUCAAGUAUAGAACCCAAAGGAAAAUCCAGUUCUGAUGCUUCGCGUGUCUCUGGACCCAAAGAGACCAUUUGA
This is a messenger RNA of Lactuca sativa (garden lettuce), 420 nucleotides long. The record is from RefSeq and is a predicted model, not a curated record. Lineage: Eukaryota; Viridiplantae; Streptophyta; Magnoliopsida; Asterales; Asteraceae.